Messenger RNA from Thlaspi arvense, 1458 nucleotides. NCBI's taxonomy places the organism in Eukaryota, Viridiplantae, Streptophyta, Magnoliopsida, Brassicales, Brassicaceae. The record is from the annotation of a GenBank genome assembly.
AUGGCGUUGCUUGUGGAGAAGACGUCGAGUGGCCGUGAGUACAAGGUCAAGGACAUGUCUCAGGCCGAUUUCGGCCGUCUCGAGAUCGAGCUCGCCGAGGUCGAAAUGCCUGGACUCGUCUCUUGCCGUACCGAAUUCGGUCCUUCUCAGCCACUUAAAGGAGCUAGAAUCACCGGAUCUCUCCACAUGACGAUCCAAACCGCCGUCCUCAUCGAAACCCUAACCGCCCUCGGCGCAGAGGUCAGAUGGUGCUCCUGCAACAUCUUCUCCACCCAGGACCACGCCGCCGCCGCGAUCGCCCGCGAUUCCGCCGCCGUGUUCGCCUGGAAAGGGGAGACUCUUCAGGAGUACUGGUGGUGCACGGAGAGAGCUCUCGAUUGGGGUCCAGGAGGCGGUCCCGAUCUGAUCGUCGACGACGGUGGCGACGCCACUCUCUUGAUCCACGAAGGAGUCAAGGCCGAGGAGAUCUUCGCCAAGACUGGUCAGUUCCCAGAUCCGACUUCCACCGACAACCCCGAGUUCCAGAUCGUGUUGUCGAUCAUCAAAGAUGGUCUUCAGGUUGAUCCCACGAAGUACCACAAGAUGAAGGAGAGACUAGUCGGUGUUUCCGAGGAGACGACCACUGGUGUCAAGAGGCUUUACCAGAUGCAGGAGACUGGAGCUCUCUUGUUCCCUGCCAUUAACGUCAACGACUCCGUCACCAAGAGCAAGUUCGACAACUUGUAUGGAUGUCGCCACUCUCUCCCUGACGGUCUCAUGAGAGCCACUGAUGUCAUGAUCGCCGGAAAGGUCGCUGUCAUCUGCGGUUACGGUGACGUCGGAAAGGGUUGUGCUGCGGCAAUGAAAACCGCUGGUGCCCGCGUGAUCGUGACAGAGAUUGACCCAAUCUGUGCCCUUCAGGCUCUCAUGGAAGGACUCCAAGUUCUCACCCUCGAGGACGUCGUCUCGGAAGCUGACAUCUUUGUCACCACCACCGGAAACAAAGACAUCAUCAUGGUCGACCACAUGAGGAAGAUGAAGAACAACGCCAUCGUCUGCAACAUCGGUCACUUCGACAACGAGAUCGACAUGCUCGGCCUCGAGACUUUCCCUGGUGUGAAACGCAUCACCAUCAAGCCUCAGACCGAUAGGUGGGUGUUCCCGGACACCAAGACCGGCAUCAUUGUGCUAGCCGAAGGUCGUCUGAUGAACUUGGGAUGCGCCACAGGACACCCGAGUUUCGUGAUGUCGUGCUCGUUCACCAACCAGGUGAUUGCGCAGCUCGAGCUAUGGAACGAGAAGUCGAGCGGGAAGUAUGAGAAGAAGGUUUAUGUUUUGCCUAAGCACUUGGACGAGAAGGUGGCUGCACUUCACUUGGGCAAGCUCGGUGCUAGACUCACCAAGCUUAGCAAGGACCAAUCUGACUACGUCAGCAUACCCAUUGAAGGUCCUUACAAGCCUGUUCACUACAGGUACUGA